AUGCUUUCAUCACUAAUUUUUACACUCUUAAUUUCUAACAUAAUUGCUCUUUCUUAUGAUUAAAAUGCUUACAUCAGCAAAAAGUCAUUAAGAAAUUUAGCUUAUUGCAAUACAAGUUGUUAAUGUACUGUAUCACACACAUGUACUAGCUGCUCAAAUUCAAGUUAUUACUACUAUCCUGACACUAGUGAAUGUUAUUAAUCUUUUUACUGCACAUAAACUUAUUCUAAUGGCGAAAUUUAUACUCCAGAUCCAACUAACAAAGUAUGUUGUAUAAGAAACUGUGCAACAUGUUAAAAUAAUGGAAACGAAGAUUAAACAUGUUUUACUUGUUUAGUAGGCUAUUAUUUACCAUCAGUAGGAGCUAAUACCUGUAAUUAAUGUAAUUCAUCAUGCUAUACUUGUAACGGCCCAAACUCUAAUAAUUGUUUGAGUUGUGUUGUAGGAUAAAUUUUACUAAACAAUACUUGCUAAAAAACUUGCCCUUCAAGUGGUUAUUAUAUUAGUGGAAAAAACUGUUUAAAUUGUGACCCUUCUUGUAAAACAUGCAAUGGAUAGACAAAUAAUAAUUGUUUAUCAUGUCCAACAGGGGUAUAUUUUUAUCCUAAUAACAACUCUUGUUAAUCAACAUGCAUAAGCGGUUACUAUAUAAAUGGAACAAGCUGUUUAUUGUGUAACUCAAGUUGUUCAACUUGUAAUGGUCCUUCUUCAAACAAUUGCCUCUCAUGUCCAGCAGGUUAAUAUCUAUUUUAAAAUAAUACUUGCUCUUCGACUUGUAAUAUUAAUAAUGGGUAUUACAUAAAUGGAACUAACUGUUUACAGUGUAACUCAAGUUGCUUAACUUGUAGUGGUUCUUCUUCAAAUAACUGUCUUUCAUGUCCCUCUGGCUUAUAUUUAUUUCAGAAUAAUACAUGCUCAUCUCCUUGCAAUACUAGUAAUGGAUAUUAUAUUAAUGGAAUUAACUGUUAGUAAUGUAACUCAAGUUGCUUAGCCUGUAAUGGACCUAAUUCAAACAAUUGCAUUUUAUGUCCCUCUGGUUAAUAUUUGCAUCAAAAUAAUACUUGCUCAGCUAUUUGUAAUACAAGUAAUGGGUAUUACAUAAGUGGCUAUAACUGUUUACAGUGUGAUUCAGGCUGCUUAACUUGCAGUGGCCCUUCUUCAAACAAUUGCCUUUCAUGCCCCUCUGGUUAAUAUUUAUAUUAAAAUAAUACUUGUUCUACCAGUUGUAACACUAGUAAUGGAUAUUAUAUUAAUCUUAAUAACUGUUUGAAAUGCAAUUUAAAUUGUUUUACCUGUUAUGGUCCUAAUUCAAAUGAUUGCCUUUCUUGUCCUUCUGGUAAAUAUUUAUUUUAAAAUCAAACCUGUUAAGUAUCUUGUAAUACUAGUAACGGAUACUACAUAAAUGGAACUAACUGCUUACAAUGUAAUUCUAGCUGCUUAACUUGUAGUGGUCCUUCUUCAAAUAAUUGUCUUUCAUGUCCCUCUGGUAUAUAUUUAUUUGAGAAUAAUACAUGCUCAUUUACUUGUAAUACUAGUAAUGGAUAUUAUAUUAAUGGUACUAACUGCAUGCAAUGUAACUAAGGUUGCUUAACUUGUAAUGGACCUAAUUCAAACAAUUGUCUAUCUUGUUCUUUUGGCUAAUAUUUGUUUAAGAAUAAUACUUGUUCAGUAACUUGUAACACUAGUAACGGAUAUUAUAUAAAUAGUACUAACUGCUUACAGUGUAAUUCAAGCUGCUUAACUUGUAGUGGUCCUUCUUCAAAUAAUUGUCUUUCAUGCCCCUCUGGUGUAUAUUUAUUUGAGAAUAAUACAUGCUCAUCUACUUGUAAUACUAGUAAUGGAUAUUAUAUUAAUGGAGCUAACUGUUAGUAAUGUAAUUCAAGUUGCUUAACCUGUAAUGGACCUAAUUCAAACAAUUGCCUUUCAUGUCCGUCUGGUUAAUAAUUAAAUUAGAAUAAUACAUGCUCAGCUAUUUGUAAUACGAGUAAUGGGUAUUACAUAAGUGUUGUUCUGCCAAUUGUAACACUAAUAAUGGAUAUUAUAUUAGUGAUAAUAAUUGCCUGUAAUGCAAUUUAAAUUGUUUUACCUGUUAUGGUCCUAGUUUAAAUAACUGCCUCUCUUGUCCUUCAGGAAAAUAUUUAUUUUAGAAUCAAACCUGUUAAGUAUCUUGUAAUACUAGUAACGGAUACUACAUAAAUGGAACUAACUGCUUACAGUGUAAUUCUAGCUGCUUAAUUUGUAGUGGUCCUUCUUCAAAUAAUUGUCUUUCAUGUCCCUCUGGUAUAUAUUUAUUUGAGAAUAAUACAUGCUCAUUUACUUGUAAUACUAGUAAUGGAUAUUAUAUUAAUGGAACUAACUGUUAGUAAUGUAACUCAAUUUGUUUAACCUGUAAUGGACCUAAUUCAAACAAUUGCCUUUCAUGUACCUCUGGUUAAUAAUUAAAUUAGAAUAAUACUUGCUCAGUUAUUUGUAAUACGAGUAAUGGGUAUUAUAUUAGUGGUAAUAACUGUUUAAAAUGUGAUUCAAACUGUUUAACUUGCAAUGGUCCUUUUUCUAACAAUUGUCUUUCGUGUACCUCUGGCUAAUAUUUAUUCCAGGAUAAUACUUGUUCUGUCAGCUGUAACACUAGUAAUGGAUAUUAUAUUAAUGGAACUAACUGUUAGUAAUGUAACUCAAGUUGCUUAACCUGUAAUGGACCUAAUUCAAACAAUUGCCUUUCAUGUCCGUCUGGUUAAUAUUUAUUUUAGAAUAAAACAUGUUCAGUUAUUUGUAAUAUAAAUAAUGGGUAUUACAUAAGCGGUAAUAGUUGCUUACAGUGUAAUUCAAACUGUUUAACUUGCAAUGGUCCUUCUUCUAACAAUUGUCUUUCCUGUCCCUCUGGUUAAUAUUUAUAUCAGAAUAAUAGUUGUUCUGCUUAUUGUAAAACUAAUAAUGGAUAUUAUAUUAGUAAUAAUAAUUGCCUGUAAUGCGAUUUAAAUUGUUUUACCUGUUAUGGUCCUAGUUUAAAUAACUGCCUCUCUUGUCCUUCAGGUUAAUAUUUAUUUUAGAAUCAAACAUGUUCAGUUAUUUGUAAUAUAAAUAAUGGGUAUUACAUAAGCGGUAAUAGUUGCUUAGAGUGUAAUUCAAACUGUUUAACUUGUAAUGGUCCUUCUUCUAACAAUUGUCUUUCGUGUCCCUCUGGUUAAUAUUUAUAUCAGAAUAAUAGUUGUUCUGCCAAUUGUAACACUAAUAAUGGAUAUUAUAUUAGUAAUAAUAAUUGCCUGUAAUGCGAUUUAAAUUGUUUUACCUGUUAUGGUCCUAGUUUAUAUAACUGCCUCUCUUGUCCUUCAGGAAAAUAUUUAUAUUAGAAUCAAACCUGUUAAGUAUUCUGUAAUACAAGUAACGGAUAUUAUAUAAAUGGUACUAACUGUUUAUGGUGUAACUCAAGUUGCUAAACAUGUAAUGGACCUAGCUCAAAUAAUUGUCUUUCAUGUCCCUCUGGUAUAUAUUUAUUUGAGAAUAAUACAUGCUCAUUUACUUGUAAUACUAGUAAUGGAUAUUAUAUUAAUGGAACUAACUGUUAGUAAUGUAACUCAAGUUGUUUAACCUGUAAUGGACCUAAUUCAAACAAUUGCCUUUCAUGUACCUCUGGUUAAUAAUUAAAUUAGAAUAAUACUUGCUCAGUUAUUUGUAAUACGAGUAAUGGGUAUUACAUUAGUGGUAAUAACUGUUUACAGUGUAAUUCAAACUGUUUAACUUGCAAUGGUCCUUCUUCUAACAAUUGUCUUUCGUGUCCCUCUGGUUAAUAUUUAUAUCAGAAUAAUAGUUGUUCUGCCAAUUGUAACACUAAUAAUGGAUAUUAUAUUAGUAAUAAUAAUUGCCUGUAAUGCGAUUUAAAUUGUUUUACCUGUUAUGGUCCUAAUUCAAAUGACUGCCUUUCUUGUCCUUCAGGUUAAUAUUUAUUUUAGAAUCAAACCUGUUAAGUAUCUUGUAAUACUAGUAACGGAUACUACAUAAAUGGAACUAACUGCUUACAGUGUAAUUCUAGCUGCUUAACUUGUAGUGGUCCUUCUUCAAAUAAUUGUCUUUCAUGUCCCUCUGGUAUAUAUUUAUUUGAGAAUAAUACAUGCUCAUUUAAUUGUAAUACUAGUAAUGGAUAUUAUAUUAAUGGAACUAACUGUUAGUAAUGUAACUCAAGUUGUUUAACCUGUAAUGGACCUAAUUCUAACAAUUGUCUUUCGUGUACCUCUAACUAAUAUUUAUUCCAGAAUAAUACUUGUUCUGUCAGCUGUAAUACUAGUAAUGGAUAUUAUAUUAAUGGAACUAACUGUUAGUAAUGUAACUCAAGUUGCUUAACCUGUUAUGGACCUAAUUCAAACAAUUGCCUUUCAUGUCCGUCUGGUUAAUAUUUAUUUUAGAAUAAAACAUGUUCAGUUAUUUGUAAUAUAAAUAAUGGGUAUUACAUAAGCGGUAAUAGUUGCUUACAGUGUAAUUCAAACUGUUUAACUUGCAAUGGUCCUUCUUCUAACAAUUGUCUUUCCUGUCCCUCUGGUUAAUAUUUAUAUCAGAAUAAUAGUUGUUCUGCCAAUUGUAACACUAAUAAUGGAUAUUAUAUUAGUAAUAAUAAUUGCCUGUAAUGCAAUUUAAAUUGUUUUACCUGUUAUGGUCCUAAUUCAAAUAACUGCCUCUCUUGUCCUUCAGGUUAAUAUUUAUUUUAGAAUCAAACCUGUUAAGUAUCCUGUAAUACUAGUAACGGAUACUACAUAAAUGGAACUAACUGCUUACAAUGUAAUUCAAGCUGCUUAACUUGUAGUGGUCCUUCUUCAAAUAAUUGUCUUUCAUGUCCCUCUGAUAUAUAUUUAUUUGAGAAUAAUACAUGCUCUACUACUUGUAAUACUAGUAAUGGAUAUUAUAUUAAUGGUACUAACUGCUUGCAAUGUAACUAAGGUUGCUAAACCUGUAAUGGACCUAAUUCAAACGAUUGUUUAUCAUGUUCAUUAGGCUAAUAUUUGUUUAAAAAUAAUACUUGUUCAGUAACUUGUAACAUUAGUAACGGAUAUUAUAUAAAUGGUACUAACUGCUUACAGUGUAACUCAAGUUGCUAAACAUGUAAUGGACCUAGCUCAAAUAAUUGCCUUUCAUGCCCUUCUGGCUAAUAUUUAUUUUAAGAUAAUACAUGCUCCCCUACUUGUAAUACUAGUAGCGGAUAUUAUAUAAGAAAUUAGUAAUGUCUUUUAUGCAAUAAAUCUUGCAAAACAUGUAAUGGACCAACUUCAAAAAAUUGUUUAUCAUGCCCUUCUGGAUACUUUUUAUAUGCCAAUAGUUGAAUUUUUAAAUUUCUAAAAUACUACCUGA
This is a messenger RNA of Tetrahymena thermophila SB210, 5334 nucleotides long. Its product is annotated as transmembrane protein, putative. Lineage: Eukaryota; Ciliophora; Oligohymenophorea; Hymenostomatida; Tetrahymenidae. The transcript is spliced from 4 exons. The record is from RefSeq and is a predicted model, not a curated record.